This is a messenger RNA of Adineta steineri, 1623 nucleotides long. NCBI's taxonomy places the organism in Eukaryota, Metazoa, Rotifera, Eurotatoria, Adinetida, Adinetidae. The record is from the annotation of a GenBank genome assembly.
AUGCCAUCGAACGAUGAAGUUUAUCGACUUGUACCAUAUAGAUUUUUUAUUAAAGAUUCAGAUGCAGAUACAUGUAAAUUAGAAAAAUUAACUAAUUUAUUUCCUGAUAUGAAAACAAUUAUUGAAUUAGAAUUGUUUAAAUUUAAUAAUUUAACGCGUAUAGUUGAUCGUCUUUCACAAGUUUAUUCGGUUUCAACUGCAGUUGAUAAGCGUGAUGAUACAGUUCAUGUUUUUCUUGGUCCUUAUCAUCUUGUACUUGGUUCAGCUGCUGUUGGUGCAAUGCAUUUUAAAAAUAUUUCUACAGCAUUACUUAGUGCAACAAGUACGAAAAUGCCAAAUGAUCCGAAUACUACUCAAUAUCAAAAACGUCGUCGUGAUGCUGUACUUCGUCGUUUUCGACGUGGUGUACGAAAAUUAAUUCUUAUUAAAUCAAUUAUCGAUAAUCUUCGACAUGCUUCUAUUCUUACACCAUAUAAUCAAUGUGAAUUAUAUAAUCGUGGUAUUUAUGAUCUUGUAUUAGCAGGACAUAAACAUGAUGGACCAAAUAUAUUCAAUGAUCAAAAUUUCAAAGGACAACUCGAUGAUUUUCAAUCAAUGAAUGAUUCCGAAAAAGAAACUAGUUUGAUUGCAUCGAAAUAUAUGAAAAUUAGUGCUUUACUUCAUUUAAUUUCUCCAACUCCACAUUUACAUCAAACAGAUAAUAGUUCAUCAGUAGGAAAUGCUAAACAAAAUACAUCAAGUUCUUAUAAUCCAAAUAACGAUCAUUCAUCAGCGUUGUUUCAUACAACAGCCAUGUGUUGUCCACAUCAUUGUAAAGAUUUACCUCUUAUUAAGUUUCCAAUACGUCCAUCAUUCAGUCAUCAAGCUUCUCUAUUGGUAACACCUGAACCACAUUCAAGACUAAGUACUAGUUCUAAUAAUUCAAGCAGAAAAUCAGAAACUUUGAAAAGACAAACAACGGUAAAUAGUCUUCCUGAUUUUUCAAAUGACACCAAGAUUAAGGACGAUAUACCAUCAUCAACAAAAGCUCCAUUUGAUCUCACUACAGAAAAACUAGAUCACCCAAUAAAUAUUCCUAUAAUUCAUACGCAUUCGCCAGUUUCUCAACCGAUUAUAAAUCAAGAAAAUGUAUUCAUUAAUAGUAUUUCAUCUAUUUUAACAAAUUACUUAUCAUCUCAUACUAAUAAUAAUCUCGAUAUCGUUACUGAUGAUAAACAUUCUCCUUUAUCUAUAAUUCCAAAAAUAACAUUAAAUAAAUCUGAUCAAUCUUCAACGGUAAACGAAACCAAUGAAUUCAAUAAACUUUUACUCGAACUCAAAACAAUUGUUGACAACAAAUUAUCUAUAGAAACUUCUACGAAAAAUCAAAUAUCGUCAUCAGGUAUAAUUGAUAAUAAAAAUUCUAUUGAAAAACAUCCACAUAAUCGUCGUAAAAAAGUUAUUUCAUGUCGUACUGCAUCAUCACAAGAACCAUCUAAUGAUAAUUUCAAUAAAGAAUAUUUAGUACCAUUACCUAAGAAAGAUAAAUUAAAUACACCAAUUAGAUCACGCUCUUUUGAUGAAAAUCAUUUAAGAACACCUUCAAUGGAAUCUGAAAUAAAUAAUAAUGAAUUAAUACUUUGA